AUGGCUACCCCGCAGACAGCACUGGAUGUUCUCCGCCAAAGGACCAUUGUCGACUGCGACACAAUGGAUGAGCAAGUUACCAAAACCUUCGGCCCCUUCCAGGAUUGCACUUCCAACCAGGCCAUCGCGUUCGGAGAGCUCUCCAAGCCAGAGCACAAAGACCUGAUCACUGCAUCCGUCAAAGAAGCAAUUGAGCUAUCUCCCAAAUUUCCCGGGCCCAGCGUAGAGGAAUUGGCUGUCGAGAUUGCAAUGAUCAAACUCGCCCUCAAGAUCGCUCCUCACAUCACAGGCUACAUCCACAUCCAAACCAACCCGUACUACUCCUACUCCACGACAAAGACCUUCACAAAUGCGUGGAGAAUUAUCCUCCUCACCCACCACCUCGACCCAAACUUUCCCCAAUCACGCAUUUGCAUCAAAAUUCCCAGCACCUGGGAGGGCCUGCGCGCCUGCUCACUUCUCGAAGCCUCCGGCGUGCGCACCCUCGCCACCACCCUCUUCACCCUAACCCAAGCCGCGCUCGCCGCCGAGGUCGGAUGCACCUACGUCGCGCCUUACGUGAAUCAAUUGAAGGUGCACUUUGAACCGGGAUUCACCGACCCCACAACCCUCCUCCCCCUACCCCCUCAGAUCCAAACCUACUACCACGCCAUCAACAGCCGCACGCAAGUCCUCCCCGCCAGCUUGACGUCGACAACAGAAAUCCUCGCGCUCGCCGGCGUGCAUCACAUCACCAUCGCCCCCGGGCUGUUGCAGCAACUGGCCGCGCUGCCGGCUUCGGCUGCUACUACGGUCUCCAAUUGCUUCGAGACUACCCCACCCGGCAACUACGACGCACCGGGGUCGUUCCGGGACGAUGAGGCGGGGUAUCGGCUUGCGAUUAGUAGGGAGGGGCGGGGGGAGAGUGAGGGGAAGCUUGCCCAGGCCGUGAGUAUCUUCUGUGAGAUGCAGGAUCGGUUGGUGCAGAUGAUGGGGUUGGUUUUGAAGGGGGGUGCAUAG
Aspergillus aculeatus ATCC 16872 is the source of this 999-nucleotide messenger RNA. RefSeq lists its product as uncharacterized. The transcript is spliced from 7 exons. NCBI's taxonomy places the organism in Eukaryota, Fungi, Ascomycota, Eurotiomycetes, Eurotiales, Aspergillaceae. Gene Ontology annotation, cellular component: intracellular anatomical structure. The record is from RefSeq and is a predicted model, not a curated record. Gene Ontology annotation, molecular function: transaldolase activity. Bases 1 to 999 code for a protein of 332 amino acids. Gene Ontology annotation, biological process: pentose-phosphate shunt, non-oxidative branch; carbohydrate metabolic process.